GAUGAUGAUGAGGGGCGUGCUACCGAUCUGGCGAAGAUGAAGCCAGAGCGUGGCGAGCUGCAUCAGUUACUACUGGCCGGCGAGCCGGCACCCAAGCAGGAAGCCGUUGUGGAUGUGUUCGAGGACUGCGAACAGAUGGGCAUGCGCACCGUCCCGUUGUUCGUUGCGGCACCGAUGGUGCGCUAUUCCAGGUUACCCUUCCGAUUGCUGGUACGUGCAUAUUCGGCUGAUGUUGCAUUCACACCGAUGAUCUAUGCGAAGCAUUUUGUUGCCUCGGAGAAGUGCCGCGAAGCCGAGUUCAUCACCAGCAUUGGUCUCUCCUUUAAUGCUUUAAGCACUUUUGUUCGUCUGGAGCAGUUUUACGUUAACAGUGACCAGCCAACAAUCGUCCAGUUUGCCACAAACGAUCCUGAAGAAUUUGCUGAAGCAGCGAUGUUCGUGAGCAGGUACUAG
Molecule: messenger RNA, 453 nt
Organism: Gongylonema pulchrum
Lineage: Eukaryota; Metazoa; Nematoda; Chromadorea; Rhabditida; Gongylonematidae
Source: the annotation of a GenBank genome assembly